GGGCGGCCCGCGGAGGCGGCGGCAUGUUGCUGCCCCGGCGGCCGCUCCCCGGCCUCCUCGCCCGCUGCGCCCGCCUCGGCUCCUGCCCGCCCGCUGCCGGCGGGGCUCCCGCUGCCCCCGGGGAGCGGCGGGGCCUGCUGGGCCUUCUGGCGCGGCAGUGCGGCUGCCUAACCGGGCAGAGGGCGCGGAGGGCCCGCCGGGCCUGGCACCGCCUUGGCGGUGGGGACGGGGCGGCGGAGAGGGCUCGGCGAAGCGGCGGCGGAGGAGGAGGAGGGUGGUGGUGGUGGUGGUGGCGGGGGUUGCACCGAGGCCGCCCCGCCUUCGCCGCCACCGGCCGCCUCAUGGCGACUCUGGCCGGCGUCUUCGUCUGGGACGGGCAGCGCAUCGAGGAGGAGGAGCUGCAGCGGUCUGCCCAGGAGAUGAAGCACAUGGAGAACAUUUCCAGCCUCCUGCAGGGCAGUGAGUGCCAGAGGCUGGAGCCCACUGUGGGCUCUGGGGAGCAGCCCUGGGAGAUGAUCAUGGACAAGAAGCACUUCAAGCUGUGGAGGAGGCCCAUUGAGGGCUCCCACCUGUACCAGUACCGAGUGUUUGGCUCCUACACCGAUGUGACUCCUCGGCAGUUCUUCAACGUGCAGCUGGACACCGAGUACAGGAAGAAGUGGGACUCGCUGGUCAUCAAGCUGGACGUCAUCGAGCGCGACCUGGCCACGGGCUCCGAAGUCAUCCACUGGGUCACACACUUCCCUUACCCCAUGUACUCCAGGGACUACGUCUACGUCCGGAGGUACAGCGUGGACAAGGAGAACAACCUGAUGGUGCUGGUCUCAAGGGCAGUGGAGCACCCAAGUGUCCCUGAGGACCCUGAGUAUGUCAGGGUCAGGACCUAUGAGUCCCAGAUGGUCAUCAGGCCUCACAAAACCUUUGAUGAGAAUGGCUUUGACUACCUGCUGACCUACAGUGACAACCCCCAGACAGUGUUCCCCAGGUACUGCCUCAGCUGGAUGGUCUCCAGCGGCAUGCCUGAUUUCCUGGAGAAGCUGCACACAGCAGCCCUCAAGGCCAGGAAGUUGGAGCUGGAGGUGAGAGACUACCUGGGGGCCAAGGCGCCGGAGGGGGCAGCCGAGGGCAAGGCUGCGCUGGCCGAGGGAGGAGGCUGCAGCCCUGCCCUGGACUACGCCUGA
This is a messenger RNA of Dryobates pubescens (Downy woodpecker), 1181 nucleotides long. It is a transcript of the gene STARD7, whose product is annotated as StAR related lipid transfer domain containing 7. NCBI's taxonomy places the organism in Eukaryota, Metazoa, Chordata, Aves, Piciformes, Picidae. Gene Ontology annotation, molecular function: lipid binding. Bases 24 to 1181 code for a protein of 385 amino acids. The transcript has 8 exons. The record is from RefSeq and is a predicted model, not a curated record.